This is a messenger RNA of Penicillium brevicompactum, 396 nucleotides long. RefSeq lists its product as uncharacterized. The transcript has a single exon. The record is from RefSeq and is a predicted model, not a curated record. Lineage: Eukaryota; Fungi; Ascomycota; Eurotiomycetes; Eurotiales; Aspergillaceae. The coding region runs from base 1 to 396 and encodes 131 amino acids.
AUGUACAACUCAGCCCGGAUGAUGAAGCCAAAGCUGUCCUUGAGCAUCUCUGCUGCGCAGAAUGCCACUCGGCCAUCCUUGUCGCUCAAGUCCCCAAUCACCCUCAAGUCACCAAGUGCUCUGCCUCGCACUCCUAUCUCGCCAAUGUCCGCUGCUAGCCCGUCAAGCAAGAUGUUCUCAACGUUGCAAGUGCCAAAUUAUGCAUACACCAACUCUUGCUCCUCAAAGAGCAUUCUCAAGAAGCAGCCGUCCUCGGGAGCUGCUGUCGACAAGCGAAUUCAAUUCCAAGUGACACCGACUGUUCACUGUGUGACACCGAUCGAGAACCCAGAUGAGUACUACGGUAAACACAUGAAAAUGUCUCGAGAGGAGCGGCGGUGGACAGUUCGACAGUGA